UUUAUUUACAUUUUUGAGGUUAUGUAAGUAGUAGAGUCGUAAAGUAGAGUAGAGAGCCUAAUAAUUAAGUAAUAAAUAUUUGAAACAACAAUGCCGGACAAUGAAACUACUGAGAAAUCAGAAGUAACCUCAAUACCUAGUGACAAACCAGAUACUCAGAAUGGUCAAAGUACUAGUAAUUCAGAUGAAAAUGAUGAGCCUGAAGAUAAGUGGGUGAUUAGAGAAUGUGAAUUGUACAAAGAUGAAUACAAGGACUGCACAAGCUUUAGAGGGCGAUUUCAACAGUUGUUUGUCUAUGGUGAGACUCUGGACUGCAACCAGUGGAAGAAGGAUUACGAUAACUGUUGCAAGUGGGAAAGUGACAGAGAUAAAAAAGCUGCUGAAGCCUUAAUAGCUAGUGAAAAGGCAAGAAGAAUGGAAAGAUUAAGAGCUCAUUACAGAAAUGAUGUCUGGAAAAAGAGGGAUGCUCCUCCACCUGAUUGGGACAAACCAUUGCCAGAAUGGAUGGAAAAAAGAAAUGAAAACACACUGCUAGCACAAAAGGCAAAGGAAUUAAAAGAAGGCAAAUUGCUAGAUGACAAAAAGUCUUCUUGUUCAAUCAUGUGACCUUUGAUGAUAGUAAAUAUAGUAUAGUUAAUUUAUAAUAGUUUGUAGAUAAUAAAUUUAAGUUGUUAAAUCGUUA
Trichoplusia ni (cabbage looper) is the source of this 682-nucleotide messenger RNA. Its product is annotated as UPF0545 protein C22orf39 homolog. Bases 91 to 606 code for a protein of 171 amino acids. The transcript has 3 exons. Lineage: Eukaryota; Metazoa; Arthropoda; Insecta; Lepidoptera; Noctuidae. The record is from RefSeq and is a predicted model, not a curated record.